This is a messenger RNA of Anastrepha ludens (Mexican fruit fly), 2802 nucleotides long. Its product is annotated as putative nuclease HARBI1. The coding region runs from base 1392 to 2468 and encodes 358 amino acids. The transcript is spliced from 4 exons. The record is from RefSeq and is a predicted model, not a curated record. NCBI's taxonomy places the organism in Eukaryota, Metazoa, Arthropoda, Insecta, Diptera, Tephritidae.
AACGACAAAUAGUUCAUUGGCUUUUGUUAGUUUUAAGAAUGUGUCGAUUGCACAAUUUUAGUUGGGUAAUCGACCUUUUAUUAAUUUUGCCAAUUAAUAUUUAUUUUUGGUGAAGUCGGAGCUGCCUCUGACGUAACUCACGUCGAUGAUACCCCAAUACCGACGGUAUACAACCCCAGAAUUUUGGGAGUCACCUUUGACAGCGGCUCUCCUUCUCAGCGCACACAACCGCUAUUGCAACGAGAGUACAGAAUCGCAAGUCGCUCGCCGGCAGCACUUGGGGCAAAGACAAAGAAAUGUUGCUGUCGACUUUCAAAGCAAUAGGCCGACCGGUUCUGAACUAUGCCGCGCCUGUCUGGUCGCCUGGAACCAGUGAUACGCAGUGGACCAAGCUUCAGACCUGCCAGAAUACUGCCAUCAGGACCGCGACAGGAUGUCUCCUGAUGUCCCCUAUCCAACAUUUGCAUGACGAGGCGCACAUGCUCCCGGUUAAGGAGCACAACAAAAUGCUCGGCAAGCAGUUUCUGCUUGGGUGUCACCGUAGGCCUCACCCAUGCAGACACCUACUCGAGCCUGAGCCACCUCCCAGGCACAUCAGGAGACAUUUCCUCAACUACGUGGACGAGAUCCAGGACAAAACGGACAGACCACUCCAGGAUCAGACAGUAUACAGACAGGCAAUUAACGACAUUCAUCGGGAGACCCUUACCACCUUCUUAAGCUCCCGACCCCCGAAUGCCGUUAUCGGAGUCCAACCACCACCUAUCGCAGACGAAGAGCUCCAGUUUCCUCGAGAGUCCCGCGUAAUCUUGGCACAAUUACGUUCUGGAUAUUGUAGCAGGUUAAACUCCUACCUAUCCAGAAUCGGCCCCGACAUACAUAUGUCCAGCAUGUGAAGGUAUCCCGCACGACACUAACCACCUCUUCACAUGCCCCAUCAAACCCACUCAUCUAACACCCCUCUCCCUCUGGACCCAACCCGUCGAAACUGCCAGUUUCCUGGGCCUACCGUUAGAUGAGCUAGACGAAGACGACCGGUAAUUACACUACACUGACAGGGCGAAGAUACUGCUACAACAACAAGAACGACGCCCCCACCAUGGUAGUGGGCAAUUGCAGCAGCUCGCCUGUGGUGCGAUUCACUAACACAUUUUAUCGAUAUUCGCUUUGUUAUCUUUCCUUAACCACAAUUUUUACGAUUUUGCUAUUCAGUAACCCAUUUCAUUACGAAAAUCGACAAGACAAAAUCAGCUGUUUGGUUAACCUGUCGAUUAUCGCGAACUAAACGACAAUAAUUUUGGUGUUGUUAAAUCAAACGAUAAAGAAGAAUUAGUGAUUUUAAUCAAAACUGUGAAAUUAGAUGAAAAAAAACUUAUUUAAAAAGCGUGAGUAUGGCGUUUGAGUAUUUGGCUUACGAUUUAUCGCGUGGAGAGGAGGAAGUGAGCCCUCAAAUAGUUGAUCGAAGUUUGCUCCGGCAUGUGGACAAUCCUUUCGAUUUGGAUGCAGGGGAGUUCCAGAAGUUAUUCCGUUUAACUCCAGACUUGACUGAGGACGUAGUUUCGCAGCUUGACAGCCAUCUUAGAGGUUCCAGAAUAACAGCGAUUUCGACUGAAAAACAGGUUCUAGCUGCACUGCGAUUUUUUGCAACCGGGUGUUAUCAACGACCCGUAGGUGAGCAAUGGGGAAUAUCUAUGAGCCAGUCGUCCGUUAGCCGUAGCAUUCAUCGGGUAACAGCUGCAAUCAACAGCUCCAUGUUUUGCGCAAAGGUGAGAUUUCCCAUGACCCAAGUGGAGCGGCAAGCGGCAAAAGAAAUUUUUGCUUCAGCAACCUCCCCGUUUGUGGGAGGUACCAUUGGAGCUAUCGAUUGCACGCACGUGUCAAUUUUGGCCCCGAAACGUCAUGAAGAAGCGUAUGUCAACCACCACGGCUACCAUUCGCUUAAUGUCCAAAUGAUAUGUGAUCCUACACUUAAAAUUUUAAACGUAAAUGCCAAAUUUCCGGGAGCACGGCACGAUUCAUACAUUUGGAGUUCCUCUGCGGCGCGAAUGGUUAUGCAACGGAAUUUUGAAAUUGGAAACCAUAACUUGUUUUUGAUUGGUGAUUCCGGGUACCCUUUGGAGCCUUUUCUGAUGACUCCUCUAACAAACCAACCGGAAGGUACUCCGAAAUUCUUGUACAAUGAGGCAUUGUGCAAAGCUCGUAACCCAGUUGAGAGACUUUUUGGUGUUCUUAAGGCAACGUGGCGGUGCUUGUCUCAACAAAGGACACUCUUGUACGAUCCAGGAUUUACUGGACAAGUAGUUAACGCGUGCUCAGUUUUACAUAAUAUUCGUUUAAGAGAAGGAAUAUACCAGACCGAAAAUGAAUUUACAGAGCCCAGAACAAACGACAUUUUUGUAAACCAAGAUGCACCAUCCUCAACAGCAAAGCGCAUCCAAGACCGACUGAUUGCUAAUUUUUUUACUUAAAUACUAUUUUCACUCAUAAUCAUUUCGCAUACAUAUCUAUGUGAACACUCGGGUAUAAAAAGUUAAAACAUUUUCAUAUUUAUUGUGAAAACCUUUUACUGAUCAAAAUUACAUGCAGAUUCAAUAAAAACAAUUCAGUCUUUAACUUCAGUUUACAUACAGUUUUAGGUUACAGGCACAUAAAUCUAUUUAUGUAUAUAGGUAUGCAUAAGCGUAUGUACACAUGGUUUAUAAAUUCAAAGGUCAGUCUAUUUGUAAAAACGAAAACAAUACAUUCUAAUUCAUUUAAUUAAUGUUACUUAACAUUACCACAGCUUGUUUACUUAUAAAAUUC